Messenger RNA from Osmia bicornis bicornis, 3895 nucleotides. RefSeq names its product histone lysine demethylase PHF8-like. The transcript is spliced from 14 exons. Lineage: Eukaryota; Metazoa; Arthropoda; Insecta; Hymenoptera; Megachilidae. The coding region runs from base 236 to 2890 and encodes 884 amino acids. Gene Ontology annotation, biological process: protein demethylation; regulation of transcription by RNA polymerase II. Gene Ontology annotation, molecular function: transcription coregulator activity; histone demethylase activity. The record is from RefSeq and is a predicted model, not a curated record.
UACCAGUUACGUACUGUUUAUGUGGCCGUUCUUACGAUUUCGAACAAUUUAUGAUACAAUGUGACGUCUGCAAAGAGUGGUAUCAUGGAGGUUUUUACAGGAAAAGGGCUAGGUGUUGUUGAUACUAACAUAACCUAUUUAAAAGGACAAAUAUUUACGUUUGUUCUUUCGAUGUUUAAGCGAAUCACAUGAUAAAACGUAGCUAUUUAAAUGAUGUGUAUCUGUAAAGGAGUACAUGUCCAUAGAUCUCGACAAAUAUCAUUGUCCACGUUGUGAAGCCAUGUGUGGACCAUCGCUCAUGAAAGUAAGGUUAAAUUGGCAUAGACAUGACUAUUCUGAAGCGGAUGCAGAUACAAAACCAGUUCAAACUGGUACACCGGUAUUCAUAAGAGAAUUAAAGUCCAGACAUUUUCCGAAAGCGGAUGAAAUUGUUAAACAUGUCAGAGGACAACAAUUGACUCUUCAAUAUUUACAAACAAAUGGUUUUGAAACUCCUAUUAUAAUCGAUGGAAAAGAUGGACUGGACAUGACUGUACCACCCCCAAAUUUUAGCGUUUACGAUGUAGAAAGUUACAUAGGUGGAGAUCGAGACAUGGAUGUAAUCGAUGUUACAAGACAAAGUAAUAUAAGAAUGAAAUUAAGAGACUUUGUUGAAUAUUACAAUUCCCCUUGCAGGACAAGGGUUCUUAAUGUGAUUAGUCUUGAAUUUACAAAUACCGGUCUUUCACCAAUGGUCGAAGCACCAUACAUCGCGCGUAAACUCGACUGGGUUAAUUCUGUUUGGCCGCGCGAUUGGUCCGAGGAUAGUGACAUAAAACGUCCUGAAGUACAAAAAUAUUGCCUAAUGGGGGUCAAAGACAGUUUCACAGAUUUCCAUGUCGAUUUUGGUGGCACAUCUGUGUGGUAUCACGUACUACGGGGAGAAAAAGUGUUUUAUUUAAUCAGGCCGACACCUGCAAAUUUGCAGUUGUACCAGCACUGGAUGUGCAGUUCGACGCAGAGCGAAACAUUUUUUGGAGAUCAAGCAGACGCGUGUUACAAAUGCGUUAUAAAACAAGGUCAGACCAUGAUGAUCCCAACAGGAUGGAUACACGCUGUAUUAACUCCGAUCGAUUCUUUGGUUUUCGGUGGAAAUUUUGUACAUAGUCUUAACAUUCCAAUGCAAAUACAAAUAUACGAAUUAGAGAAAAAAAUGAAGACUCCUGCCAAAUUUCAGUAUCCUGGUUUUGAGACCAUCAAUUGGUUUGCAGCCAAAAAAUUGUUGAAAGAAUUGAAAGAAUUAAAUAACGAGGGGAAGAAGUGUCCGACGUAUUUAUUACAGGGCGUUAAAGCGUUACUCAGUAUUCUCAAACAAUGGAACACAGACAAAGAUUAUAAUAUGAUCAGCAGGGGUCAAAUACCGGAAACUAUAAAUAGUCAAAAAUUGUUAAAAGAUUUUAGUAAAGAAAUUCGACACGCUGAACGAUACUUGAUAUCCUUGAAUCCUCCGAAGCCGGAAAGAGAAAGUAAACGUAAGAAAAAGAAACCGUUCAAUAAGGAUUUCGUAGAUUACGACGUUGCUGACAGAAUGGCUAAUAAUCCUUUUAAAGCGACGUUAAAGGAAACGAACAAAGUGGAACCAACGAUAAGUGAAUCACCGUCGUCCGGUAGACCGCCGCUUAAAUUAACUUUACCGAAACCUAUCAUGUAUCCUUAUGUUAAAAAUCAGAAUUCAAUGUCGGAAGAGAAAAAUGCUACUCCUGGUAGCAAGCGAUCGUCGAAACCGGGGAAACAGAGUCCAACUGUAAUAAGAUUUAAGCUUGGUAAUAACGAAGUCGUGAGGAGUACACAUGACAAUGUAAAUGUAUACAAGAGUUUAGCUUCGGAUCGUCCUCUUGGAAAAUCGAAAGAAUUAACAUGGAAGCAGACCUCUAUUUACGAUUUCCACGAUGGUAGUAACGAAAGCGAUUACGGUCGGUUUACGAUCGAUGAAUCGCCUAAACGAAAGAAAGCGCCGAAAAGUAAUGCCCAGAAACGAUUAAAACGCGAUUACGAUGGGGACGUCGACGUUUUAACAGACGCGCCCAAAAAUGGUAUCGAGGAAUUGUUGAAAGCCUCGGCUUAUACCUUAGGAAACAAUGCCCAGAGAUUAGAUGUAACGACUUCAGUGAUUCCACAAUACAAUCAACCAAUGCCACCUCCCAGUGGUUCUGGCAGGGCAUCCCCAUCAACGCGGGAAGCGAUCGCUGGGAUGUUAUCGUUCAGUGAGCAAUGCUAUUCAACCACGUCGAAUAAUACUUCGAAAUCGACAAAAACUGCUAAAACUCAACGCGAUGAUGACGACGACGAUCAGUCGAUAGAAAAUAUUGAUAAAGUCCAUCAGGACGAUGAUUUCAUUUAUCCAGCUUUAGACGCUUCAGACGACGAGGAUUAUAUUUUUAAGCCCAAAGCGAAAAGUCAGAUAGACGAAGCAUGGAAUCCAAAGGCCAGGGUGGGUCCUCUCUUGCCAAAAACGAAUCGUCCGGCUCGAGAAGGCGUAAAGAAAACAUCCGUUGAGAAAGGAUUGGAAGCAGCGGCAGCAAAACGCGCGAAGCAAUCGGACGAUUAUCUGGAUAACAACAUGGAUAAGGGAUCCAAAAAGAAAUUGAAUACAACUAAACGGACAUACAAUAAAAAGAAGCCGAAAAAUUCAUCCGUAACAUCGGCAAGUAGUGCAUCGACCGCGUCUUCGGAAAAUACCACAAAAACGAGCGUUGGUUUCGGUUCGAUACUAACCAGCCCUAAUAGGCUUAAAGACGUUAAAGCAAAACUAGCAGCUCCAAUUCCAGUUGAACGAAAACCAAAGAAAGGAAUGAAAACGGCUAAGCAACGCUUAGGAAAAAUUUUAAAACUUCAUAAAAUGAUGCAUUAAACGUAGGUAAAAGAUAUACAGCGAAAUAAACUAAACAUCACAUCAUUUUUUUUUUUCAUUUGUGUACAAAAAUCACGCACGCAAUUUGGUGUACAUUGCUAUGUAAAUAUAUUCUACUCGUUAAGAUAGUAUAUCUAUCUUAAGAAUCUAGGUUUUAUAAUUAUGAUCAUUUUGUAACGAAAUAUUUAUAUUUAUUAUCAUAUUAUUUAAUUUUAAGGCAAUAUACAAUAUGUUUUGAUACUUGACUACUUCAGUAAGGCAUUGUUGAGAUCGCGGUCACUUACCGAGGUUUUUCCUAAUUGUACAACUUAAUUCUGAACAUUUAUUUGAUACGAGCUCGAAAGAAAAUUUUGUCAAUCUAUGAAUGUAAAGAGGCUGUAGUAUAUUAAAUCUUUUUCAAAUUAGGUAUUUAAUGGUUGUAAUAAAUUUCGUACAUCAAAAAUAAUCGUAUAACGAUUAGUCGAAAGAACUAAUUCAAAUUUUUAUCUGAUCGUGGAUUAUUUAUUAUACUUGGUAUUCGUACUAACGUAUAGUGAGAUUAAAUUGAUUUUACAUUAACAAUAAACUUUUUCCCGACUAAGUUGUCUUAUUUAAAGAAAAAUAAGACUGCAAUAUAUUUUAUAAUAUGACUUCUAUUUUUGUCAAUAAGAACAUUUAUUUAAUUUUUUUUGUUUGUUUUUAAUAUACUUUUUUUAUCAUUCUAAUUAGCCAGAUAGAUCAGUAAGUAAUACGACACCUUGUAUAUAUGAUGUCUUAUAUUGUGACCUUACAUUGUACAUACAUACAUACAUAUAGACAUGCAUAUUAAAGCAUUAACUUUCUGUCUCAUAAAAAUUUGUCAAUAAUACAACCAGCAAAUUAUAUCAGUGAUCAAUUGAUACACUUGUUAAUUGUAAAAUGUUACAACGGAAGUAAUAUACAUCGAUGAUAUGCAAAAGAUAAUACGUUAAAAGCAGCGUAUUGAUAUUGUUAACUUUUUUUUAAUAAAUUCGAUUUUUAUCGACA